AUAAAGGACAUGACUGCAAGUUAAAGAAGACAUCACCAACAGCAUAUUGUGAUUGUUGGGAGAAAUGUAAAUGUAAAGCAUUGAUAGCUGGUCAACAGGGAGCUCGUAGCACCUUACUUAGUCGUCUAUUGAUAGAAACAGAUCUAGUCACCUUACCCAAUAGCAAGGGUGAGAAUAUUUUAUUGUUCCUAGUACAGACUGUAGGAAGACAGUUAACAGAACAACGUCAGUUUCGCCCUUCAAGAUCUCGAGUAACUAGCUCACGGAAACCACCUAUAGCUGCUGAAAUGGAUAUAGAAAUGCCUGAACAUGAUUUGGAGCCACCAAGGUUUUCCCGUCGAGCUCUGGAGAGAAUACUCAAUGAUUGGACAGCUGUUAAAGCCAUGUUGAUGAGUGGUGAAAAAGAUUCCUCAAGUCCUGAUAUAAUGUAUGAAGAUCAGAUGUUUCUACACUGUCAGAGUGGUACAGCUAGACUUGAUAAAUUUACACAUUGUUUACUCGUUAAAUGUAGCUUUGAGAUGUUGGACACUCUACUGACAACAUUAAUCCGAGAAAUACAGAAUGAAAAUACAGCCAAUCGUAAAGAUGAAGCUAAAAAGGUUGCAAGGAGAUUUGUUCGAUCUGUGGCCAGAGUGUUUGUGGUAUUGAACGUUGAGAUGACACCAAACUUCAUCAAGAAACGAAACGCUGGUAUUACAGGAUGUCAACCUAUAACUAAAUGUAAACGUGUGUUUCAAGCAUUAAUACACCUGUCUAUAGAAGAACUAAGUGAGAUAGCGAACUCAUUGAUAUUACCUGUCAGGAUGGGUGUGGCUAGACCUACAGCACCCUUUUCUCUAGUCAGUGCUAGUCUUGAUGCAUUUCAGGGAAGCGAAGAAUUAUUUAAUGUUGAUCCCUUACCACCACGACCCUCAUCAGCUGAUUCUAGUAGCCAAUCGCUGUCUUUUAUUAGUAGUCGUCAUCACCCAGCACCUGUUAGUGAAGAUCAUGCCCAGAAUCAGCAUAGUUUAAACUUGUCUACAGCAGAUCCAGAGGUUGAAGUUGUGGAUGGUAUGGGAGGUGAAGAUGACCAAUCAGAACAUCACUCAGACAGAGAUAACCAAUCAGAACACCAUUCUGAUCGUGACAACCAAUCAGAACACUCAGAUCAUGAAGCAGAUCAUCCACCACCUGAUCCAGAAGAAGGACCUGCUGAGAGUGAUAUGGAUUUAGAUCUAUUGGCUGAAUCUGAGAGCGAUAGUGAUAGUAGUCAUAGCAACCAGGAUAAUGUCAGUAUUCAACGUAGUGCUGUUACUGCAGCAACUGCUGGAUCAGAUGCAGGUCUCGGCAGUUUGGCUCAUUUCUCAGAAGAUUCGGCUGAAUCAUCUAAUCAAGAGGAUGAUUAUGAAAGUGAAGCGGGUGAAAGUGAAGAACAUGAUACAGAUGAGUUUGUGUAUUUAGAUGAACAGUUAGAGAGACGUUCUACGCAACCUACAGGGUCACAAGGACAGAGAACUCUACAAGCACCUCAAUCUAUGCACUGGGCAUUACGUCAACGUGACCCCCCUAGUUCCAGACCACCACCAACUACUAAUACAACCACAGCUACAGGUGGAAGCAGUUUGAUAUACAUUGAUCCCACAGCUCUACGCAGGACUACUGCUGUCACAACUUCUGCACCAACCAAUCAGGAUAAAGCUGUUACUAUGGAAACAACAGCCAGCCAAUUAGGUCGGGCAUUUGGUAUUGUAGUACGACAGAUAACAGACUUAAUGAACAUGUUACCCAACUACUCAACACUGGCGCCCAAUUUACCCCGUGUGCUGGACAUACUCGAUAAUGACAUCAUUGAAUUACAGGUCUAUUUGGAGGGUCACAUGCAUCAAACGUGGGAUUGGCUCAUCUCAGUUUUAGAUACAACUGAAGCUCAGCUACGAUUUGGUACAGCUCUAAGUAACACAACUGAUCCUGUUGCACCUGCCCAUCUACAACAUCCUCCACCUAAUCGUAAUCUUCGGGAACGAUCAGCACAGCAACUGGAGACGAGAAUCUUACAGCAGAUAACCACAACAACGACUGGACGUAGAACUAGAUUUGGUGCUUAUGCAGGUACAGAUGGUAAUUCAGCUCGUCGUGAUUUCCUUACCUACGCCCUAUCAUUGAUGAGAGCCCACAGUGCAGAACACUCUGACAGUCUACCCAUAAUAGACAUUGCCGCAAUGAAACAUGUGGCUUAUGUAUUUGAUGCUCUCAUCUACUACAUGAGAAGUGGAGCCGAGACAGAUCUCGAUACAGUCCGUGAUGGAAUCUCUGUGACCUCUUGGCCUGAUCACGAAGAGAAUGAGAAUGAUGAACAUGAUGACGACACAAUUAAUAAUAGCGUUGCUAUGGACACAGAUAGCAUCGAUGGUGAAAAUGAUGCACUGUCUAAGCUUGGGCGCAAACAUCCCUUUUUUCAACGUUCUGACUCCACUACUUUCCUGGGGUGUCCACCACCAGACCCAUUCCAAACACCAUUAGUAGAAGCUCUACCAUUGGCUGAUCAACCGCAGCUGCUCCAAUCAAAUUCUAGACGAGAAGAUUUAUUUGGGAUGGGUAGACAAUCUUUUAUGACCAAACAGUCAGGGGAAACAAUUCAAGGAACAAAUCCUUUAGAUAAACUAUCGAAUGUAUCAUUAGCUACACGAGCGGCAAGGUUAUUUUCUGCAGGCUGCGUGAGCUCAGGAAAUCAAAACUUACCAAACAGUUCAACCACCAACACACCAACAUUCACUAUUGGUGCUGGUGCUUUGGGAGCCUCUCGGUCAUUGCCUAGCAACCAUAAUAAUAACACCACCAUCUUUAAUCUGCGCAGUAACACAAGAGAUUUUUCAGCAUCAGCUGAGGGAGGAAGCGUCAUAGUUGGUCUACAAAUUCCUCUUCCACCUCUCCCUGUUCCUCCCCAACCAAUGAACAUACCAACCGAUCUGUCUGUCUCAACCCAACAAGCUGUCAAUCAGAAUGUAGACACACCUACAUCAAGUGAAUCUCAAACUUCAGGAGCACAACCACCACCACCACCGCUACCUCUAAUGGUGUCAUCACAAUCUGGGUUGUCAGCAGUUUCUCAUUCAUUUAAUGUUUCACCCAUCCCUAGUAUGCAUAUUACAUCACAGCCCAGUCUGGUCAGUGUCUCUCAAUCUCUAGCCACUUCCAACAUCCCACUACCGCCUCAUCCAAGUCGGGUGACAGUUUCACAGUCUUUGGCAACCUCCAAUAUCCCGUUACCACCAUCUCUUGCCAGCUCUAGCAUUCAAAUAUCAACUCAGUCUGGUCUAGUGACAAUCCCACAGUCUCUGGCAAAUUCUGGUAUCCAAUCUCAUGCAGCACUAGUAACAGUUCCACAAUCUUUGGCCAGCUCCAGCAUCCAAUUAGCACAGUCACUGGCUAACUCAAUCCAACUUGCAUCGCCAACUCUGGUUACAGUACCACAAUCUUUAGCUAGUUCUGGCAUCCAGCUACCAGCGCAGCCUGCUCUAGUCACAGUUUCUCAUUCAAUGUCAAGCUCACCUAGCCACCAUUCUGGUAUGGUUACUGUUCCUCAGCCAAUCCUGGUUCCACAACCACCAGCUAGUUCUAGUAUCCAGAUCCUAACACAAGCUACACCUGGUCUACUACCAACACCUCUGCCACUGCUUGCUCCCCCUUUGGGUCCGGCAUUACAUUCUAGUGAUGGUGCGUCUUCAGUACCGAUAACUACUCCUAUUCUCAUUCCGUUCCCUACUACUUUACUCCAGCCACCAGCUCUGUUACCAGUUGUGACACCAUCUACAUCCAGUGCCCCCACUUCACGACCUUCAGCAUCAAGUGUUAUAGUACACUUCAGUUCUUCUCAGAGUACUCCAAGUCAGUCAGCAAUAACAGAAAGUGAAGAGAACCAGUCAGAAACAAGCAUGGACACAUCUGGACCUGCAGUAGGUGACAAACCUCCUGCUGCCUCAAGUGAUUCUGUUCCCAGUUCUUCAGAUGCACCAACACCUCCAAUAGAAGGCUCUGAUGAUAUGGUAGGAGCCAAUGAAAACGUUUCUAAUACAGUUGUCAUAGAAACAUCCUCAACCUCUCAAAAUACUACAUCAACAGUCAGGCCAGCAAGUAUAUUAGGUGAGAUGAUACCACAUGAUAUACUAUUGGGACGAUGGAGACUAGCUCUAGAUUUAUUUGGUCGCGUCUUCUGUGAUGAUGUUGGGUCUGAGCCAGGCUCCGUGAUCAGUGAACUUGGAGGAUUUCCUGUAAAAGAAAGUCGCUUUCGACGUGAGAUGGAAAAAUUGAGGAAUACCCAGCAACGGGAUUUUACUUUGGAGAAGGUGGAAAGAGACCGAGUAAGUCUACUAACAACAACGUUUAAACAACUAAACACACACUUUAAUCGGCGUACCAACACAACAGGACCACCUAUAGCUGUACAUAGAGUUAAAGUUACAUUUAAAGAUGAACCCGGUGAGGGGAGCGGAGUGGCUAGAAGUUUCUUUACAGCUGUGGCUAAUGCGAUUUUAUCACCAGAGAAACUACCCCCAUUAGAUGGUGUGAUGGUUGGAGGCAAGAGUAUACAAUAUAAUUUAAUUCAACGGUUACGAUCACGAGAGAGGGAAAGAGAACGAGAAAGGAUGCGAAUAUCAUCGAUGCAGAGACAGAGAAGUCGUGAUCGGGAACCAAGGCGAACCCUAUCCCACGAUGCUCCACCAUUCUACAUGCCUUCAGACGGAGGUUCAGGAUCAAACACACCCAAUCCCAGCGAACCUACAACUGAAGGUGGCGACACCAUAGCCCAGUAUAGAGGACAACUCGGUGAAAGGUUAUAUCCCAAAGUUCGAAAUAUACAGCCAACCAUGGCACCAAAGAUAACAGGAAUGUUGUUAGAGUUAUCUCCCGCUCAACUGUUACUAUUAUUAGCAUCAGAAGAUUCGUUACGUCAACGUGUUGAUGAAGCUGUUGAUAUAAUUAUGUCGAGAAGAGAAAUGAGUGCCGAGUCAUUAUUAGAUUUAGAUAUAUUCAACCUGUCAUCUGAUAAAAAGAAGUCAGGAUCGUCAGAUCGUAAAAGUGAUUUAGAUGAAGAGGAAGAAAUAGAUGACAGUGCUGCCCUGUUCUGGCAGCCCGGAAAACGGGGCUAUUACUCACCGAGAGCCGGUAAAAAUACACCAGAAAGAAUUAAUGCUUACAGAAAUGUUGGACGGAUAAUUGGUCUAUGUUUACUACAGAAUGAAAUCUGUCCACUAUUCUUUAAUCGUCAUGUAUUGAAAUAUAUAUUAGGACGUAAAAUAGCCUGGCAUGAUCUCGCAUUCUUUGACUCGGUCACCUAUGAAAGUCUGAGAACGCUGGUUGAAGAUGGUGAAACUAAAGACUCAUCUCUAAUAUUCGCUGCUUUAGAUUUAAAUUUCUGUGUUGAACUGUGUCCAGCUGAGGGAGGAGAACAAGUAGAACUUGUACCAGGGGGAGCUGAUAUUGAGGUUAAUGCCCAGAAUGUUCAUGAUUAUGUUAGAAAAUAUGCUGAAUAUAGAAUGGUUAAAGUUACAGAGAAAUCUCUUAAAAGUUUAAAGAGUGGUGUAUUUGAUGUUUUACCAUCCAAUGCUCUGGAAGGUUUAACAGCAGAAGAUUUACGUCUGUUAUUAAAUGGUGUUGGUAAUAUCAAUGUCCAGACACUCAUCAGCUAUACAUCAUUCAAUGAUGAGAGUGGAGAAAAUGGUGAGAGGGUACAGAGAUUUAAACGGUGGUUCUGGUCAGUUGUAGAAAAAAUGAACAACCGAGAAAGACAAGACAUGGUAUAUUUUUGGACAUCCAGUCCUGCGUUACCUGCUAGUGAAGAGGGAUUUCAGCCUAUGCCAAGUAUUACUAUACGACCAGCUGAUGACGAGCAUCUACCAACAGCCAAUACAUGCAUAUCUCGUCUCUAUAUUCCUCUGUAUUCAUCUAAGACAGUUCUACGGGCCAAAUUGUUAUUAGCCAUUAAGACUAAGGCCUUUGGUUUCGUGUGAUCGAAAAGAUCUUAAUAUGUGAAUAUAUUAUCGACAACAUCUAUUUUCCAACUAGCUAGAAUAUCUGUGAUCAUUAAUUAAGACUCGCUGUGAAUGGAGUAUCAUAUGAUGGAUUUUGGAUUGAUGUGAAAGGACAUUUUAAUAAAUCAUUGUUUAGGUUUCUUUGGUUUUAAGAACUUCAGACAAAUAAUGUUGGUUUUUAAAACCAUAUGUUUUCUGUAAUACUUACAUGUGACAUAUAAAAGUAGUUGGUUGAAUUGUAUAUUAAUAACUAAUUGAUUCAGAAGGACAAUUUUUUAGGAUUAGCAAGUGAAAUAUACAUUUCAUGGACGUUUUAGUAAACUGUGAAUGAAAAGAGGAAAUUGAAACAGAGGAAACGUUAGCAGUAUUGACAGUUUUUAAACAGAUGUUUGAAAGAUUGGGGCAUUUAGUAUGAUAUCCGUCUGUGAACCGAAAAUUACUAGCUUGUUACAGGACUUUACAGAGUCCUUCAAUUCCAAGCCUUGCUUUUUAUAUAUGUUACAGUUGAUAUUUAAAUUAGAAAAUCUAAUCCAAGAGAAAAAAGAUGAACUGUUCUGUUACAGGGAAAAAAAGAUAUAUUGAAUUGUAUAUUUUAAGUACAUUGCUUGAGUUUGUAAUUUUUGUCAUGUGACAUGCACAUUAACUGACCGGUAGAUUUCUCUUUAAGAUAUUUUAAUGCUAGUCAGCCAUUCACUGGCAAAAACUCAAAACAAGUGCUAUUUGAGUAAGUUUUAUUAGGCAAAGUAUAAAGUGAAUUCAUUGCUCUGAAAAUGGUGUUAGUUUCAAACUUGGGAUUUUCAAAUUCUGAUGACAGAUUUUAAAUGAUUUAUAAGUUGUAAAUAAACAAAAACAACUUCAGAAACAUUUAUUAAUUGAAACUAUUAAAAGGUAUAUGAAUCGUUGAUUCAUCAAUUCAUUAAAGGGUGUAUUCAGCUUGUGUGAUUGUUGCUUUACACAAAUAAUUUGUUUAAAUUUAUAUCAGGACAGUGGACACCCUCCGCAUGACUUGAACAUUGUAAAGCAGUAUGUUUGUAACAAAGUAAAUUCUAGAAGACAAUAAAUAGUUUAUAUUUCUUUAAUUCUUAAAGAAAGACAUACUUUCUCCAAUAUUUUAAUUGGUUGAGGGUUUUUUCAAUGGGCAUUCAGACAUUGUCUAAGAAUUUUGGACCAUAAAAAUGGGGAUUUAUAAUUAAAAUAAUUGAAGAUGAUUGUGAAUUGGAUAUAUUGUGAAGUUAUUUGUAUAAUAUAUUAUUGUGGGUACAUGUAACAACCUGUAAUUGUGUACAAGAUGAGAAUAAAAAAUGAACAUUAA
Patella vulgata (common limpet) is the source of this 7320-nucleotide messenger RNA. RefSeq names its product E3 ubiquitin-protein ligase UBR5. The transcript is spliced from 27 exons. Gene Ontology annotation, molecular function: RNA binding; ubiquitin-protein transferase activity. Gene Ontology annotation, cellular component: nucleus. The record is from RefSeq and is a predicted model, not a curated record. Gene Ontology annotation, biological process: DNA damage response; protein polyubiquitination; regulation of double-strand break repair. NCBI's taxonomy places the organism in Eukaryota, Metazoa, Mollusca, Gastropoda, Patellidae. Bases 288 to 5987 code for a protein of 1899 amino acids.